GACCGAAGAGGGGAAGAGGAUGUCUGGGAAGACGGGGAGUCGAUCAGGGCACGGUGGCCGGGGUGCUGGCUCCAACUCCGGUGUUCUGAUGGUUGGACCAAACUUCCGGGUAGGAAAGAAGAUCGGCUGUGGGAAUUUUGGAGAGCUGCGACUUGGAAAGAACCUGUACACCAAUGAAUACGUGGCUAUCAAACUGGAACCAAUCAAGUCACGGGCACCACAGCUCCACCUAGAGUAUCGCUUCUACAAACAGCUGGGAAGUUCAGAGGGUGUACCCCAGGUGUUUUAUUUUGGACCAUGUGGUAAAUACAAUGCUAUGGUUCUGGAGUUACUGGGACCCAGCUUAGAAGAUCUGUUUGACCUCUGUGACAGGACCUUCUCUCUAAAAACUGUACUCAUGAUAGCCAUCCAACUGAUAACCCGUAUGGAGUUUGUCCACACCAGAAGCCUGAUCUAUCGAGACGUGAAGCCUGAGAACUUCCUGGUGGGCCGACCUGGCUCCAAACGGCAACACACCAUCCACAUCAUAGACUUUGGCCUGGCUAAAGAAUACAUAGACCCAGAGACCAAAAAACACAUCCCAUACAGAGAACACAAGAGUCUUACUGGAACUGCUAGAUAUAUGAGCAUUAAUACACAUCUGGGGAAAGAGCAAAGCAGGCGGGAUGACCUGGAGGCUCUAGGCCACAUGUUCAUGUACUUUCUGCGAGGCAGUCUACCCUGGCAGGGACUCAAGGCUGACACUCUGAAAGAACGUUAUCAGAAGAUAGGAGACACAAAGAGAGACACACCAAUAGAAGUCCUUUGUGAGAGCUUCCCAGAGAUGGCCACCUACCUGCGGUACGUGCGUCGGCUGGACUUCUUCGAGAAGCCAGAUUACGACUAUCUGAGGAAACUCUUCACGGACCUCUUUGACAGAAAUGGAUACAUCUUUGACUACCAGUAUGACUGGACUGGAAAGCCACUGCCCACUCCUAUUGGUCCAGUGGCCAGUGAGACACCACUUCAGACGGGCAACCGGGAGAAAGCACCACAGACUAAAAACCAGGUGAUGAGCUCAACCAACGGGGAGCUUAAUACAGAUGACCCCACUGCAGGACACUCGAACGCACCAAUCACAGCCAAUGCAGAGGUGGAAGUGGCUGAUGAUACCAAGUGCUGCUGUUUCUUCAAGAGGAGGAAGAGGAAAGCUCUCCAGAGACACAAAUAAAAACGAGACAAGAGAGAAACCCCUACUCUGUUUUUCACAAUUUAUUUUUCCUUCUCUCUUUCUGUAGUCCUCUUCAUAUACCCCCCCCCCCCUUCUGUUGGAGGUCCUGUAGUCUACCUUUGGCCGGAAGUCCUUCAGUCGACCUUGGGUCGGCAGAAUAUGUUUGCUAAGCUAAUCUACUGUUUUCUACUGCUCUGAACUGACCAGACAGACAGACAAACAGACAGUAACAUGAGUUUGCUGUUCCCCUCGGAGCUUUAAAUGUGGACUUAGCUGCACCAGCCGUGGACUCUUCAUGUAUUUAUGGUCACAGACUGAACUGAAACUGGAUCAACACAAACUGCUGUGACCACAAAUGAACAGUUGAUAUACUGUGAAAGGCAAGCUGAUUGGCUGACAGACUGGAUUCAUCUGGUUUCCUGACAGACUGGCGACUUCUUUAUCCUUAUCUUUUUGUUUUUGUUUCUUCCUUACUGACUGGUUCAGAGGAGAUAGACAUGUAUGUCUGAGGAGAUACAGAGGAGAGGACAACAGAAGGAUGGGAUGGAAUUCAGACUGUCAGACCACAAACACGUAGGGACACGCUGCACACUGUUUUGAGGUUAUCAUAAAGAGACUUCAUAGACAAAAAGUUGCAGCUCUUGCACAUAGUCAAUAAAGUUUUUUUUCCCCCUUGGGUCAAAGGAAGUACACAGUGAGUGGCUUUGAUCUAUUUCCUGCAACUGAUCGGGCCCAGCGUACCUUCCGAGGAAAACCUCACAACCACCAGAAUCAAAAGUUUAAAAGAGAUGUUUAUGUAAAAACUAUGCUUUUUUUGUUUUAAUUUGUUACUAAAAAGACUUUUCUCUGUAUUUUUGAGUUGUUCAAAAAGUUUUU
This is a messenger RNA of Xiphias gladius (swordfish), 2086 nucleotides long. Its product is annotated as casein kinase I-like. The transcript has 10 exons. Gene Ontology annotation, cellular component: cytoplasm; nucleus; plasma membrane. The coding region runs from base 20 to 1210 and encodes 396 amino acids. Gene Ontology annotation, biological process: peptidyl-serine phosphorylation; signal transduction; positive regulation of canonical Wnt signaling pathway. Gene Ontology annotation, molecular function: protein serine/threonine kinase activity; ATP binding. NCBI's taxonomy places the organism in Eukaryota, Metazoa, Chordata, Actinopteri, Istiophoriformes, Xiphiidae. The record is from RefSeq and is a predicted model, not a curated record.